This is a messenger RNA of Mercurialis annua (annual mercury), 987 nucleotides long. Its product is annotated as axial regulator YABBY 5. NCBI's taxonomy places the organism in Eukaryota, Viridiplantae, Streptophyta, Magnoliopsida, Malpighiales, Euphorbiaceae. Gene Ontology annotation, cellular component: nucleus. Gene Ontology annotation, biological process: cell fate commitment; abaxial cell fate specification; multicellular organism development. The record is from RefSeq and is a predicted model, not a curated record. The transcript is spliced from 8 exons. Bases 175 to 720 code for a protein of 181 amino acids.
UUACUGUUGCCCGGCAUCAAAACUAAGAAGCAUUUGUGUUAGAGAGAGAAUCAAAAAGAAAGCUUUUGCUUUCACUUAGCUUCUUCUCUCUAUUUAUAUAAAUUGCAGCAACUUGUUCUUUCUUUUCUAUUCUUAUCUUCCUCUUCUUCAAAAAAAAAUUAUUAUUAAUUAAAGAUGUCAAGCUGCAUCGAUGCUGUUCCUGAGCAACUCUGCUACAUCCCUUGCAACUUUUGCAAUAUUGUUCUCGCGGUGAGCGUUCCAUGCAGCAGUAUGUUUGACAUAGUUACCGUCCGAUGUGGGCACUGCGCUAAUCUAUGGUCCGUCAACAUGGCAGCUGCCUUUCAGUCACUAUCAUGGCCAGAUUCUCAGGCACCAAAGCAUACCUUGCCUGACUACAGAAUUGAAUUGGGUUCUUCAUCAAAAUGCAAUAACAGGAUUUCGAUGCGACCACCAGUUGCCGAACAAAAAAUUGUUAAUCGACCUCCCGAGAAGAGGCAGCGAGUACCUUCUGCAUAUAACCAGUUCAUAAAAGAGGAGAUUCAGAGGAUUAAAGCAAACAAUCCUGAUAUUAGUCACAGAGAAGCAUUCAGUACUGCUGCCAAAAAUUGGGCACAUUAUCCUCAUAUUCAUUUUGGGUUGAUGUUGGAGAGCAACAAUCAAACUAAUAAGUUAGAUGAUAAUUACUCAAUGAAGAAGAAACUGAAGCAUUUCCACCUAUAAAUGAAUCAGCAUUGGAAAUUCAUAGGUUAUGGGAAGCACCUAAUGUCAAGGACUACGCUAUAUAAUAAAUGAAGGUUAUGAUUAUCCAUCAACACCGUUCAUUCUUUGAAGUGAUUUGGAAAAGUGUUAGAGACCUCAAUUUAAGGUGUUUCAAAGACAAUAUGUUUAUUCUCUAUAUGACUAUAUACCUAUAUUUUUCAUCUUCAAUGUAUUUGCCGCAAGCUUUAUUUGUUUAUCUAAUGUUCAUUUACUUCAACUUGAAUUAAA